Molecule: messenger RNA, 684 nt
Organism: Protopolystoma xenopodis
Lineage: Eukaryota; Metazoa; Platyhelminthes; Monogenea; Polystomatidea; Polystomatidae
Source: the annotation of a GenBank genome assembly
AUGAUUAUGUCUAGGCAGUUAACUGUCGAUAACAUUACUGAACUCAUCGAGUCCACGAUUAAGGCAAGUACAAUGGAGCGUUUUCGAGAACAAUCUGGCCUACUUACUGUCCGACUCGAUGACCUUACACAGGUUAGAGGUUCCUUCAACCUACCAGAGUUCUUGGUGGAAGCUAGUCGCAUCACCCAGCAACUCGGAUCAUUAGACUCCCUGGAUCCUUCCCGGCUACAUGUUCCCAGUGAUUUGGAACAGCAGGUUGUCCAGUUGUCUCAAUCUGCCCAGGCCAUUGUCGACACGCUGAACCGGACGGUAAUUUAUCGUGGUAACCAGGCUUGUGAUGCCUUUAACACCAUAAAAGAGAAUGUAGCCGCCGCUGAUCUUGCCCUACAAGAAGCUCGCGUCGCCAUGGAGAAGUCAAGUAAUACCAUCAUAGAUGACGCCUCCAGUUGGCAGGAUCUGCUGGUGCGGUUGAAUGGAAAACGCAAAACUUUGAAGGAAGAGCUCAACCAGCAGGUUGGGCUUGUGAGCUCGGCUGGAGUGACGACCAGUAAGGCACAUGAUCGUCUUGUAGAGGCUGGCGACCGUAUGAAAACUAUGCAGGCUACCUCUAAAAAGAGUCUAGCUGAUUCCAAGAAGGUGUCAGCUUCAGGUGCGCAAACUCUUGUCUUUUGUCUUUUGUUCUAA